Molecule: messenger RNA, 528 nt
Organism: Erigeron canadensis
Lineage: Eukaryota; Viridiplantae; Streptophyta; Magnoliopsida; Asterales; Asteraceae
Exons: 1
Coding region: 1-528 (175 amino acids)
Source: RefSeq, a predicted model, not a curated record
AUGGACAAGACCAUGUUUUUAGAUAUCGUGCGUGACAUUGAAGCAAACUUCCCGUAUUUCCAAGAAGGUUACGAUGCAAGAAAAAGAAAAAGUUUUAUGGCGAUACAAAAAUGCACAUCCGCCGUUAGGCAACUAGUGACGGGUAACGCGCCAGACUGGUACGACGAGUACUUGUGCAUGGCCGCCAGAACCGCACGCGAGAUCCUUGAUUAUUUUUGUGACGCCAUCAUUCGGUUGUAUAGCAGAGAGUACCUACGCAGGCCGACGUCACACGACGUUGCACGCAUCUUCGAGGCCCACGAGCUUCGACAUCAUUUGCCGGGGAUGCUUGGUAGCAUCGAUUGCACACACGUCGAUUGGUCGGCAUGUCCUAGAUGUUUGAGAGGGCAAUACACGAGGGGUGACCACAAGGGUCCAACUAUUAUGCUUGAAAUCACCGCGUCACAAGAUUUGUGGAUUUGGCAUGCUUUUUUCGGUGUCCCAGGGUCGAACAACGACAUCAACGUGUUGAAUACAUCCGAUUUGUAG